Molecule: messenger RNA, 396 nt
Organism: Arthroderma uncinatum
Lineage: Eukaryota; Fungi; Ascomycota; Eurotiomycetes; Onygenales; Arthrodermataceae
Exons: 4
Coding region: 1-396 (131 amino acids)
Source: RefSeq, a predicted model, not a curated record
AUGCAUCUCCCAGGCCUUAUGGUACUGUCCAUGGAAGCCACCGCACUCGCACUCCCUAGCCCGCAGGACUUGGAAGCCGUUAAAAAUAAAAGCCUUGGUCCUAGAAUCAAUAAAGUUUCCGCUAUAUACACCGAGUCUACCUGUUCACGCGAAAGCACACCCGAAAGCAUUGUUCAAGGCAUUCUAUUCCUUCAUGAGAAUUCAAAGUGCACAAAAGUCGAUCCUAAGCCAGGUCCCAUCUUUGUCUACGCGGAUGCCGGUAUGACAUGCGAGGCGUUUGGGGAGGAGCGCUGCAAUGGAAAGUCGAACCAGUUCCGCCUGGAGCUCAAUGCUUGCCAGCCCGUCCCCGGCGAGACUAAGUCGUUUCAGUGCAUUAAAGAGUCGAGCAAAGCAUAG